Messenger RNA from Sphaeramia orbicularis (orbiculate cardinalfish), 3287 nucleotides. It is a transcript of the gene dag1, whose product is annotated as dystroglycan 1. The record is from RefSeq and is a predicted model, not a curated record. Gene Ontology annotation, biological process: muscle attachment; axon guidance; nerve development. Gene Ontology annotation, molecular function: calcium ion binding; laminin binding. Gene Ontology annotation, cellular component: dystroglycan complex; dystrophin-associated glycoprotein complex; basement membrane. NCBI's taxonomy places the organism in Eukaryota, Metazoa, Chordata, Actinopteri, Kurtiformes, Apogonidae.
AUGUACGAUCCCAGUGCAGCGAUCACAGAGAUGGGUAAAGACUCGCUCCCUGCCUGGCUGCACUGGGACGCCAACAGCAGAAUCCUCCAGGGUUUACCUCUGGACGAGGACAAAGGGGUCCACUACAUCUCCGUGUCCAUCUCGCACAAAAAGUCCUCUUCUUCAUCGGAGGUGUUUUCCAUCGAGGUUCACCAUGAAGAUCACAUGGACGCAGAUUCAGCGCAGGUGGCGUCGAACCAAGUCGCUGAAGACGAAGUCCAGCCGUUCUCUUGUACCGACGAGGAACCGGUCACAGUGCUCACGGUGAUCCUGGAUGCGGAUUUGACCCAAAAUGAAUCAGAACAGAGGGUGGCGCUCCUGGACAGCAUGAGGAGUUUUUCUGGGGUGGGGCUCCAGCACAUGAAGAUCCUCCCUGUAGUCAACAAUAGGCUGUUCGACAUGUCUGCGUUCAUGGCUGGACCGGGUAAUGCCAAGAAGGUGGUGGAAAAUGGAGCUCUGUUGUCCUGGAAGCUCGGCUGCUCUCUGGACCAGAGCACCGUCCCGACUCACAGUGUCCAGGGUCCCGCAAAGGAGGGCACAAUGUCGGCCAAGCUGGGCUAUCCUGUGGUGGGCUGGCACAUCGCCAACAAGAAACCCCACGUCCCAAAACGAGUGAGGCGCCAGUUAAAUAACACUCCCACACCUGUUCUGGCUGUGCUUCCCCCUACAACUGUCGUGGAGCCUCCAGUGAGGAUUAUCCCAACCCUGUCCUCACCGUCCAUCGCUGGACCGACUGAGAGUUCCGCCCCCCCUGUAAGAGGCCCCGUCCCCCUGCCAGGCAAGCCCACGAUCCGAGUCCGUGACCCUAUUGCACACACCCCGACCUUGGGACCUCCUCAGCCGACAAGAGUGAUGGACACCAGCACCAUACCCAUCCAGCCAACCAUGACCAGGCCCACUUAUGUGGAAGCCACUGCCACACUCCCUCCCCCUACCAGAAGACCCACAAAGAAACCUAAGGACCCCAAAACGACACCAGUGCCAAGAGAACCAAAGACAUCUACAGCUAAGCCGAGACACACCACACAAUCUCCAGGCGUCGUCCCAGAUCCAUACAACGUUAAACCUAUCUUGCGCAAUCCUCUCGACCAAGUGAAUGCAUUAGUGGGCACCUAUUUCGAGGUAAAGAUUCCCUUAGACACUUUCUUUGACUUAGAAGACGGGACAACAGACAAGCUCCGUCUGACCUUGAGACAGCACAACAAUGAAGUGGUCGCAGAGGGCUCCUGGAUCCAGUUCAAACACACCAGCCAACUGCUUUACGGCCUACCCGACGUUCAACACGUGGGAAAACAUGAAUAUUUCAUGCAGGCGACCGAUAAAGGUGGCCAGACUGCGAUCGAUGCGUUUGAGGUCCGCGUGAAACCGCUGGCCUUAAACGACAAAACACCGGUGAUCUUUACGGCCCGAUUCGAAGGCGAACCGCGUUCUGUAACUAACGACAUUCAAAAGAUUCUGUUGGUCAAGAAGCUGGCGUACGCUCUAGGAGACCGUAACAGCAGCACCGUGAGUCUACGAAAUGUCAGCAAAGGGUCCAUCGUGGUUGAGUGGACGAAUACGAGCCUCCCGACGCCACCGUGUCCAAAAGAACAGCUGGCAGCCAUGAGCAAGGCACUAGCCAACGCUGAAGGAACGCCCACGCAGAGUUUCCGUUAUGCAAUGGAACCUGAAUUCCGACCUCUGGAUGUCAUGGUCAAAGGAAGGGCAAGUUGCAGAACGUACUCCUUCAUCCCACCACGAGAGAUCGAUAUACCAGAACCUGCGGCGGUCACACCAGGUCUGGGAUCGAGCCGUCAAAGCACAGACGAUGUCUAUCUCCAUACGGUCAUUCCUGCUGUGGUUGUCGCAGCGAUCUUGCUAAUCGCAGGCAUCAUCGCGAUGAUUUGCUACAGAAAGAAACGAAAGGGCAAACUGACCAUCGAGGACCAGGCCACUUUCAUCAAGAAGGGCGUGCCCAUCAUUUUCGCAGACGAACUGGACGACUCCAAACCGCCUCCGUCCUCUAGUAUGCCCUUGAUUCUACAGGAAGAGAAACCCCCGCUCCCACCCCCAGAAUACCCCAACGUGGCCACACCAGAGACCACUCCUCUGAACCAGGAACUGUUAGGAGAGUACACAGCUCUGAGGGACGAGGACCCCAACGCCCCCCCCUAUCAGCCGCCUCCUCCCUUCACCACUCCGAUGGAAGGCAAAGGCUCCCGCCCCAAGAACAUGACUCCCUACAGAUCUCCGCCCCCUUAUGUGCCACCCUAAGACUUGUUUAACCCUCCCCCCCUGCCCCCCCAGGGCGGAGGGAGAGGACGCCCGAGGAACUGUGACGGUUUCCAUUCUGGUGUUUUGUCUGUGCGGACAUUUACAGGGAGGGACGACAAAGAGGUGCUAAAGUACAAAACAACUCCAGGGGACUGUGGUCAGGGUCGGGGGGGGUCAUGUGCCGGAUGGUGGUGGUGGUGGUGGGGGGGGGGGGUUUCAUUGGACAGAUGGGAGGAUUGCUUGAAACAGCUGGGAGAGACUACUGUUUUUAGUGGUAGCCCAGCUACUACAGUGGCCUAAGACAAACAACUUCUCGUCGUCAUAUCGGAUUUCAGAUUGACCAGCUGGUCACAUGGGAGACGUGCUCUCCCUUCCCGGCAUUUCAUUUUUUUUUUUUUUUUUUUUUUUUCAGUUAAUUUGGAUACCAGGUUUGAUUUCUGGGUUUUUCAUCUUUAUCCCGAGAGUUUGGUUUUUUUUUUUUCCGUCGUCUUCUUUUUUUUUGUUUUCUGGACUGAAUCAUUUGCCUAACAACUUGCUCUUUUGUCUUGUUUUUCAAUAAUACGAGAAGACGGUGAACUGCCAUCAGACCGCUGCAGGCGACGACUCGUGUUUUUAUUAAGGAGAGCGAGAUUGUCAAAAUGCGAAAACACGACACGGGAAUCUCAAAUAACUCCUGAAGACAACGCAAAAGAACGGGAGUGUGUUUGUGUGUGUGUGUGUGCGUAUGAAUGAGUGUGUGUUUAUUCAGAUUCAAUACGGUUUGCCUUUUAACACUAGUUGUCUGUUUCUAUCCUUAUUCACAAUGUCUAGUAAAGAUGAGAAUAACAAAGGUAGCCUAAAAAAGAUUUAGAGAUGAAUAAAUAAUUAGUUUGUUUCAUUGUUUUUAAAAAUUCACUGUAUAUCUGGAAGAUGUUCAGAUAGAUUGUGUUCUAUUUUUUUUUCUUUCGUUUUUUUCUUCUUUUUUUUGGGUGGUGGAAGAAAGUGAGAAGAAAAGG